ACGUAAAUUAGGGCACAAUUUCCUGCCCUCAGUGCUGAGCACGUUCCUUCCGACCAUAUAGCGGCCGCCAUUGGACCCCUCACCUCAACCAAAGCGUGUCCCUUUCUUUGGUCAAACAUUCCGCACCAAAUACCAAACCCCUUCUUUGAAUCAUUCUCCUCUCCAUUACAGAAUUUAAAAGAAGGUUGAGGCUUUGAUUUCUUGCGUCAAAUCAUUGAUUCAUUUCGUCGAAGGGGUGUGUAUAUAUUGGGUGAAUCCCAUCCGCGGCCGGUGCCGGUUUCGCAUUGGGUUUUUGUUGUUUCUCUGCGAUUUGAUCUGGUGAGGGGUUUCUGGGAUUAGGAGCCGCAUUUUUGGUUUUCUUGUUUAUGCCAAUGGCGGCUGCGGUGGGGGGUUUGACGAUGGGAUUUGCCCGUCCGAGUGUUGAAUCUAUUGCCCCUUCGACAUCGUAUGCUGCUCCAGUGCGUGUGUUUUUCAAGCCCUUGAAGGGUAAGAGAGUUGUGUUGCGGGGAGGAGGUUAUUGGGGUCCUAGGUGCGAGAUCGAUCCCAAUUCCAAUUCGGUUCGAAGGGAUCAGAUUGGUUCGAGUGCGCCUGGGCUUUCGGCUCUUGAAUUGCUUAAGACGUCUUCAGUUGAUAGAUAUACAAGAGAAAGGAGCAGUAUUAUGGUGAUUGGGCUUAAUGUUCACACUGCACCAGUUGAGUUGCGUGAGAAACUUGCCAUUCCAGAAGCUCAAUGGCCUCAUGCCAUUGGUGAACUCUGUGCUCUGAAUCAUAUAGAAGAAGCUGCUGUUCUUAGUACUUGUAAUCGGAUUGAAAUUUAUGUCGUAGCGUUGUCGCAGCAUCGUGGGGUUAAAGAAGUGACAGAAUGGAUGUCCAAGAGAAGUGGAAUUUCUGUUUCAGAGCUUUGUAAGCAUAGAGUUCUGUUAUACAAUAAUGAUGCAACUCAACAUCUCUUUGAAGUUUCGGCGGGUCUCGACUCUCUUGUUCUUGGAGAAGGUCAAAUCCUAGCUCAAGUGAAACAUGUGGUAAAAACAGGGCAAGGAGUAGCUGGUUUUGACAGAAAAAUUAGUGGAUUGUUCAAGCAUGCAAUCAGUGUCGGUAAGCGGGUUAGAACCGAGACAAACAUUUCCUCCGGGUCAGUUUCAGUCAGUUCAGCUGCUGUGGAGCUUGCACAGAAGAAACUUCCAGAAUCUUCAUAUGCUACUGCAGAAGUGAUGGUAGUUGGUGCAGGAAAAAUGGGGAAACUUGUGAUCAAACACUUGAUUGCAAAAGGAUGCAAGAAAAUGGUGGUUGUGAACAGAACUCAGGACAGUGUUGAUGCUCUAAGCAUGGAACUCAAAGAUGUUGAGAUAAUCUACAAACCCCUUUCAGAGAUGUUAGCAUGUGCUGCAGAGGCGGAUGUCAUCUUCACCUGCACUGCUUCGAAAACGCCCUUAUUCAUGAAAGAACAUGUAGCUAAGCUCCCCCUUGCACGUACAGAACUAGGAAGGCGUCUAUUUCUUGAUAUAUCAGUUCCAAGGAACGUCGAGCCAUGUGUAUCAGAUCUUGAGACCGUAUCCGUUUUCAAUGUGGAUGAUCUCAAGGAAGUUGUGGCUGCUAACAAGGAGGAUAGACUUCAGAAAGUUCAGGAAGCUCAGUCAAUAAUCGCAGAAGAAAUAAGAAAAUUCGAAGCAUGGAAGGAUUCCCUUGAAACUGUUCCUACCAUCAAGAAGUUUAGAGCUUAUGUUGAGAGGAUCAGGGCCUCUGAACUGGACAAAUGUUUGUCCAAGAUGGGUGAAGACAUCCCAAAGAAAAAGAAAGUAGCCGUUAAUGAUCUUAGCUUGGGUAUAGCUAACAAACUACUUCAUGGUCCAAUACAGCACUUGAGAUGUGAUAGCAAUGAUAGCAGAACGUUGGAUGAGAUACUUGAGAAUAUGCAUGCUAUUAACAGAAUGUUUGAUCUUGAUACAGAUUUGUCCGUCUUGGAAGAGAAGAUUAGAGCAAAAGUUGAACGUGGCCAGAAGUAGGUUUGCAUUUUUUAAUGAUGUUUUCUUUGAUAUUCUUACUGUUACAGCAUAUUCAUAUCUUGUGAAUGCUUGUAACUUCACUCUGUUCAUGGUUCGGUUCCUCUUCAUUUCAUGGGGCAAAUUGCCUGAGGAUGCGGAUAGCAAAAUAUGUAACAAAAUGAUAGAUUAUAGAGAAGAAAUCAAUUGAUAUGUUGCUGCUGGUGCCUUC
Molecule: messenger RNA, 2211 nt
Organism: Cucurbita pepo subsp. pepo (vegetable marrow)
Lineage: Eukaryota; Viridiplantae; Streptophyta; Magnoliopsida; Cucurbitales; Cucurbitaceae
Product: glutamyl-tRNA reductase 2, chloroplastic
Biological process (GO): tetrapyrrole biosynthetic process
Molecular function (GO): glutamyl-tRNA reductase (NADP+) activity; NADP binding
Source: RefSeq, a predicted model, not a curated record